AUGUGGUCGUUGGUGCAUCCAAAUGGAACAGUUGUGUAUAUAACUUUACAAAAAAAAGAAAUUCAAAUUGGUCGUAAUCCAUCUUCUGAUUUGUGUUUAACAUCUGAUCAAACAAUAAGUCGACACCAUGCUAAAAUAACUGUUUACCAAAACACCAAAAAUAGCCGGAAUUACUCUGAAAAUAGCAGUACGGAUAAUUCGAUUUGUGAAAUAACAGAUCAAGGAUCGAGAUAUUCAACGUAUGUUAUCAGAGAUACGGAGAUAAAAUUAAUACCGUCGCAACCUUUUCAAUUAAAUCCAGGUGAUAAAAUAAAAUUUAGUAGCAAUAAGAAUAUCUGGACAUUAAAUUAUACUAAAAUAGGUAUUGUAAGUUGUGGUCAUGACCAUGAUAAUAAAAAAAACUUAGUUAAAGCUAUUGAAGAUAUCGGUGGUACAGUCUUCAAUGAAUGUAAUAGCAAAUGUACACAUUAUUUAUCUAUGUGCAAUAGAAUAACACCUAAAUUUAUAUUAGCAGUUAUUGAUGGGCUGCCGAUUACUGACAAAAAAUAUUGGGACUACUUUCUACAUUCUGUUAAACAAAAUAUUGAAUUGCCUGAAGUUGAAGAUUACAUAAUAACAAAUGCUUGCCUUCCAGAAGAAUUUAAAGAUGCACCAUUGUACCCAACAGACGAUAGGAGAAGAAUAUUCGAUGGUUAUAAUUUUAUAUUUUUUUCAACUAAACAAUGUAAUAAUUAUGGACUUAUUAUUAAAGCUGCUGGCGGUAAAUCAUUCUUGUAUCAUAAGUUUACAUUUGAUACAGAAGAUCUGUUGGAACCAAACAUGAUUAUAAUUGAAUAUUAUCCGAAUAAAGAGGAUCAAAAUUUAAAAUUAAUUAGUGAUAAAGAGUAUUACGCUCUGCAGAUAACUCUCAGGGAAAAAAAUAGAAGGAUGGUUCGUUGUGUAGAAAUAUUGGGUGCUAUUUUAUUCUGCUCUACCAAAAAAUACUGCAAUUCUAUAAUAAAAGUUCAUAAUCGAUUUUGGAAUGAUUCACCACAAAAGAAACGAAAAACAGUACAAAAAAUGGUAAAAAUAAAUCAAGAUCAGAGAAAAGGUGCGCUUGAUCAUAUUCGUCAGAAAAAAAAUCAACCUGUUUCUGAAAAAGUAAUUGAUGCUCAAGUAAAUGUUCCUCAAAAAAAGCUAGAAUUUCGUCUAGAGUUAGCUCGAUGUGAUGAUACCCCAGUUAGUGAAAAUAGAUGGGUUGAUGUUAAAGCUUCCCAAAAAGUUAGGCAAAAAUCUCAGGCGAUGUCGACAAUUGAUAUCAAAAGAUCAGGCAAAUCAGGCUUAAGAUCUACUAGACUAUUAAACGUAAACAAAAUUAAGAAACUUAAUGGUCAAACUAAUCAGCAAAACGAAUGUGGAAAGUCGUCAAGUGAAAAUGUUUUAAAAAAUCCAAAGGAGGCUGAUAUAAAAUUAUCGAAAAGUAAAGAAGAUAUUGGGACACAGAAUAAAACACAUCGACAUAAAAAUAAAGAGUCAAAUCUUGCGAGUUAUAGCAAAACUGGAAGUGGAAAGCCAUCAACAAGAGCUACUUCGGAACAUUCUGAAAAAUUAUCAACAGCUGAGCUAUCAAAAUUGAAGAAAAAAAAUUUAAAUCAGGAGGACAACUCGGUUGUUCAAAACCACAGUGAUGAUGAAAAUGAAAAAUCAUCUGCUAAUGAUAUUUCGACCGUUCAAAAAGAUUCUAGGAAUGAAAUAUCAAAAGAUAUCGAAGAUGAAAAAUUAGAAAAGAAACUUCCAAGUACACAGUCGCGUGCAGAAGUUCGUCGUAAAAAGAGAUUUGAAGAUAUUUUGGGUGUUUUAGAUGUAUCCAAGAAAAUAUCAUCGAAAGACCAAAAUGGUGACAAAAAUAAUCAAGAUAUUUUAGAUAAUACGCAAUCUAAAAAAGAUUGCAGCCAAAGUAGUAAAGGUAUAAAAAUUAUAAGUAAUGUGCCAGUCGAGAUACCAAAUAAAAAUUUUUCACAAGCUGUAGUUGCCUCUGAUCUAAAGGAGAGUAAUAAAAAAGUUGAAACAUUUAAUGAAAAAAAUCUUGAUCAGUCUAAAGAAUCUUCAGAAAGUAAAGGAAAGUUGAAUAGGAAACGCAAGCUAGAUGAAAAAGAAACUAGUCAAGUUCCUGAUAAAUUUAUUAAAAUACUUAAACCUGUUGAAGAAAAACCUAUUGAAAUCAUUUCGUUGUCAGAUGAUUCUUUUCAUAACAAUAGUCAGCUUUUGGAUCAUGAUUAUUUUGAAACAAACAAAAAAUAUGAAGAUUCUACAGAAUUUAGUGAAAUUCCCUCGGCACAUUCUCCAAAGUGUUCGUCUAACAACACUGAAAUCAACAAUCAAGUUAAUCCUGAGUUAGAGUUUCCGAAUGAUGUCAUUCCUCCAAUUCUAGAAGAAUUUGAUGAUAAUCAAGUGUCGGAAGCGAUUGAGAGAACAAUUAUUAGUGAUCAAGAAUAUGAAAACCUUGAGGAUGAUGAUGUUAAUUUAAUUAACCCUCUGAUAAUUAGUACUCAAAAUGAAAAUGUAGAAAAUGAUCAACAAUCUAGUCGAAUGGAUUUUCUAGAGUUUCAAGAGCAACAAGAUGAUUGCGAUAUCUCGAAUGCUGAUGUUCAUACGAAUUCUAACUUAUAUGCUGCUGAUGUUUAUAGGAAUUCUGACUCAUCUUCUGCUGAUGAAGAUUUAGAGCCUGUUUUUCUGACAACUCAGGAUAUUCGCAGUCUAGUUAGAGAAAAUUCUAUCAAACCUAAUUAUAAAGUCGAUAAUUGCAAAACAUCAUUCUCAAAUAAAUUACCUGGUUUUUUUUUUCAAUAAUAAAAAAUAA
Cotesia congregata is the source of this 2839-nucleotide messenger RNA. The record is from the annotation of a GenBank genome assembly. Lineage: Eukaryota; Metazoa; Arthropoda; Insecta; Hymenoptera; Braconidae.